CUCCAAUAAUUUCGAGCAACAAAUUAGGAUACUCCAAUAAUUUCGAGCAACAAAUUAGGAUACUCCAAUAAUUUCGAGCAACAAAUUAGGAUACUCCGCUGAUCACUCUCCCUCCAUAUUGCACCACUUCAUUCAUUCAUAUAUAGGUUCGUUGCCUUUUGGUGACACCACUACUACCUUUUACCUAAUUCUCUUUCAGAACACACGAUUACACAGUCUCUCUCUCUCUCAAAGAUGAAUAAGGUUUUUGCGGCCUUUUGGUACUCCGGCAUUCUCCCCCUCCUCUCCUGCACCACCACCACCACCACCACCACCUUCGAAAACCAUGAGAGCCUCUCACGGCCUCAAUCCGCCAAGAAAGCAGGGACGAAAGCGAAACAGAACAGUAAACAGAACAGAGAGAAAGACCUAGAAAAGAAAGACGGGAAGAAGAAAUGUUUCCCUCAGUGGAGGAAGAGCAAGAAAGAAAAGGAUCAGCAGCCAAUGUCCCCGUAUUUGGCGUUAAGGCUGUUGGAGGAAGGGCAGUUGAAAAAGAAAAAAGAGGAUCUAUUGGAACCGAAGACAUCUAUGGAGGAGAAGACAUGUAUAGAGGCCAGGCUCAGGGCAGAGCGCACUGCAGUAGACAGAGCAACUAAACUCAGUAGGCUGAACACGGCAGUGGAUGAGACUACAAAAGUUCAAGAUUCUGGUGUCUUUGUAACUGAAAAAGGUGAAUGUGCAAGUAGUCUUCUUACAGAAGAGCCACAGCAAGAGGUGCUGGAGAUGGACCGUCUGGAAGCGGAGCUCGAGUCUGAACUGCAAAAGCUUCUUGGGUGCUCCACAGAAGCUUCUGGAUUUGAAGGAAAAAUACCAGACAUUUGUGAGAAUGAAGAUGCUUCGUUCGAAGGAUUUUACAAACCAGAUGGCCAGACUUCUGAUUCUUGUCAAUUGAGUGAGGUGUUGCCAUCUGAACUGGAUCAGAAACUGUCCAUUUGCUCAUCGAACAGCAAGAGAGCCAGAUUGUAGGGCUAGAGUCUGAACUGCAUUGGGCCCAAUCUAAACUCCAUGAGAAAGAAGCUGAACUCCAAGCAUUGAAGGACUGCGUUAAGCGCCUUACUGAAUUUUCACUAGCAACUUUAAUUUAUUUAUUUUUUU
This is a messenger RNA of Camellia sinensis, 1134 nucleotides long. Lineage: Eukaryota; Viridiplantae; Streptophyta; Magnoliopsida; Ericales; Theaceae. The record is from RefSeq and is a predicted model, not a curated record.